AUGACGCCCGGCAAUUACAAAAUCGCAAUGGAUAUUCUCGCCACCCACUACGAUGAAAUGGAUAUUCUCGCCACCCACUACGAUGAUAAGGUCACAGUGAAGCACAUCCUGUACACGAAAUUAGCUCAAUUGCCGCAUUGUGAUCUCGAAGGGCGUAAUUUGCAAACCAUCUACAACCAAAUGUUCACCCUCGUAAAAAUUGGUGGGGAGGAUGACUGCAAAGAGACCGGAUUGGGAGCGAUUUUGCUCAACAAGCCACCAGCACGGCUACUAAGUCAAAUAUAUGAUCGAACGGGGAACAGUCACAAUCUGACGCCGACGCCGACCGAACUGCUAAACUUGCUCACCGAUAUAGUUCGUAAAGACGCAACCCUAUUCGAGAUGGAAUAUCACGCUCGCCCGAGUAACCAUCUCCAGAGUUACAGCUUCCACGCCUCAUCACGAUCGAGUCCGGACAGGACACUUCCUUAUAAGCAUAAGAAAAUGAGACCCUGCCCUUUCUGCCAGAGCAACGAUCACAUCCCUAAUGCAUGUGUUGCAUUUCCUACACCUCAAGGACGGAGCCGUCUCGUCAAGCAACUACGCUUGUGCUACAACUGUCUCUCUAACCAACAUUCGUCGAAGGAAUGUACAUCAAACAACAUUCGUCGAAGGAAUGUACAUCGAAGCAGUCUUGUAAAUCGUGCGCUAAACGCCACCACUCAUCCCUAUGUUUUGUACACCGAAGCGUGUCAAAUCAAGAAAGGUGUCCACAAAGUAUCACCCCAUCCCCACCUAAUCAUUCUGCAGUUCAAUCCCACCAACAAUUCUCUGCUGCUGUUACGAAUGAGGCUCACGUUGAUAGCCGUUCGGAAGAAAACAACAUGA
Haemonchus placei is the source of this 867-nucleotide messenger RNA. The record is from the annotation of a GenBank genome assembly. NCBI's taxonomy places the organism in Eukaryota, Metazoa, Nematoda, Chromadorea, Rhabditida, Trichostrongylidae.